AUGAAUACCGUCAGACUGUACUCCUAUAUGUUAUUUGAAAUUAAGGUUAUCUCAAAGCAUCCAGACAUGGAACUUGCUCAACUUCGAUUUCUUGUAAAUCAUCCCGAUCUCGAUAAGGACAUCAAGAAACAGAAACUUGAGCAGCUACAAGUGGCCAUAAAGGAAUAUGACAUGGCGCCUCUCUACGAAAUGAUAUGCACUGAGUUGGGAGUUCCGGUAGACAAAACACAGCUCACAGCGAUGAAAGACAACAACACCAAACGCAUAAAAGAAAUCGAGGCAGAAAUAGAAGAUGCUGAGAACAAUUUAGGUAGUACCGAGGUUCGUCAGGGGUGGUUGAAGAAGUUCGAGUAUUACUGUCAGAUUGGAGACAAGGAGAACGCAAUUAAAACAUUCACGUCCACGUACGAUAAGUCAGUUGGAAUGGGUUAUCGAAUUGAUCUUGUUUUCAAUAUGAUUCGUGUUGGCCUGUUCUUCCUUGAUCAUAGUCUCAUUAAUCAGCAUAUAACUAAAGCUAAAGAGCUGAUGGAACAGGGUGGCGAUUGGGAGAGGAAAAAUCGUCUACGCUCAUAUGAAGCUCUCUACAAGAUGUCUAUAAGAGAUUUUGCUGGAGCCGCAGACCUCUUCCUAGAAGCGGUUCCUACUUUUGGAUCCUACGAGCUGAUGACCUACGAAAACCUCGUUUUCUACACAGUUGUUACAUCAUUAUUUGCUCUUGACCGCCCAGAUCUGCGAGCCAAGGUGAUCAAGUGUAACGAGAUUCAGGAGCAGCUAACCGGUGGAGGAGCUAAUGGAGCUCUAAUUCCUGUUCGAGAAUAUCUUGAGGCCUAUUAUGGUUGCCAGUACGACAGGUUCUUUGUCCAACUUGCUGCAUUAGAAAGCGAACGAUUCAAAUUUGAUCGUUACCUUGCGCCCCAUUUCAACUAUUACUCACGCGGUAUGCGUCUUCGUGCGUAUGAACAAUUCCUUACCCCAUAUAAAACUGUACGAAUAGACAUGAUGGCAAAAGACUUCGGCGUUUCACGUGCUUUCAUAGACAAAGAGCUCCAUCGAUUGAUUGCAGCCGGUCAACUUCAUUGCAGAAUUGAUGCGGUUCGCGGAGUUAUAGAGAUGAACCAUCCUGACUCAAAGAACUACUUGUACAAAGCUGUCAUAAAGUAA
Messenger RNA from Haemonchus placei, 1161 nucleotides. Lineage: Eukaryota; Metazoa; Nematoda; Chromadorea; Rhabditida; Trichostrongylidae. The record is from the annotation of a GenBank genome assembly.